Molecule: messenger RNA, 1579 nt
Organism: Frieseomelitta varia
Lineage: Eukaryota; Metazoa; Arthropoda; Insecta; Hymenoptera; Apidae
Product: cytochrome P450 9e2-like
Exons: 1
Coding region: 88-1578 (496 amino acids)
Molecular function (GO): oxidoreductase activity, acting on paired donors, with incorporation or reduction of molecular oxygen; iron ion binding; monooxygenase activity
Source: RefSeq, a predicted model, not a curated record
CUCUGCGCAUUACUGUUAGAGUUGAUCUGUCAUCCUCCGGGCAUACUUGAUAAUAUCGUUUCUGUGUAUCGUUGCUGUGUUAAAAAAAUGUCACUUACGUUUCUUGCGCUUUUCGCGGGCGCGUUUUCGCUGCUUUGCUUUUACCUGUAUCAGAAGCACAACUAUUGGAAGAGAAACGGAAUUCCAACCGUCAAAGGAUGUGUCCCACUUCUGGGCCACACGUUACCUAUGAUAACGAAACGAAUGAAUUUCUCCGAAUUCAUUCGUCUGGCCUACAAGGAGCACAAGGAUCACAGCAUGGUCGGAAUCUACAAAGGAACGAGGCCAGUGUUAAUCGUUCGGGAUCCUAAUCUGGUGAAAACUGUGCUGCAAAGUAAUUUCUCCAAUUUCCACGAGAACGGGAUCAAAAUUGUACCAGAGGCGGAUCCUCUUUUAUCUAAAAAUCCGUUCUUCUGUUACGGAGAAGCAUGGUCGACCGGCAGGAAGCGUCUGACCUACGCGUUUUCCAACGUCAGAUUGAAGAUUCUCUUCUCAGCUGUCAGCGGAGUGUGCAAAAAGUUCGAGGAUUUCCUGAACAGACGACUGAAAACGAGCAACAAAUACGAAGUCGAUAUGAAACCGUUAUUCUUGAGGUUCACCGGCGAGGUUGUGGCGAACGCUGGUUUAGGCAUCGAGGGAUACUGUUUCGAAGAUGACGCUGGGGCCAGCGCCUUUCAUAAACUUGCCGGAAACACGUUCGCGGAAUCGUUAGGAACCAUAAUCGCGUUCCAUUAUCCGAGUAUCAAUCAUCUGCUGAAGCUCAGUUUCCUGCCUAAAUCAAUAGACGGAUUUUUCCGGAAGGUUGUCAGCGAAAAUUUAAAAAUCAGGAGAAACGACUCAACACCCAGGAACGAUUUCCUUCAAUUGAUGAUCGACAUGGAGAAGACCGGAGAGGUGAUCGACGAAGAGACUGUAUCGGCACAUGCAGUUUCCUUCUAUCUCGAUGGAACGGAGACGUCCAGCGUUACGUUGAAUUUCAUUGGUCACAACUUGGCCGCUCAUCCGGAGAUUCAAGAGAAACUGAGAAAGGAAGUGAGGUCGGCGAUCGAGAAGCAUGGCGGUUUGACGUUCGAGGCACUGAAGGACAUGACGUAUAUGAAUCAAGUGAUUAGCGAGUCUCAAAGACUUCACCCGGGUCUUGGUUUCUUACACAAAACGUGCACCGAGGAAUUCGUGCUCCAAGGGUCAGAUGGACUGACCUAUCGCAUAAAACCUGGCACCGAAAUUGUCAUAUCCGUUUUCGGUUUGCACGGUGAUUCUAACUACUGGGUCGAUCCGGACGUUUUCGAUCCGGAACGAUUCAACGACGAGAGGAAACAAACUAUGGAGAAAAUGACGUUCCUUCCGUUCGGCGAAGGGCCGAGAAUCUGCGUUGGAAUGAGAAUGGCACUGCUACAGAUGAAGGCUUGUUUGGCUAGUUUGAUGAACAACUAUAAAUUGGAAUUGUCACCAAGAACGCAGGUUCCACUACAGAUAUCUCCGCAUUAUUUUAUGUCGGAACCGAUUGGCGGAAACUGGGUGUACAUCUCUAAGCUUUGAA